GCCCAGCCCUCAACCAUGGCAUGCCCCCUGGACCAGGCCAUUGGCCUCUUAGUGGCCAUCUUCCACAAAUACUCUGGCAAAGAGGGUAACAAGAACACCCUGAACAAGAAGGAGUUGAAGGAGCUAAUCCAGAAGGAGCUCACCAUCGGCUCGAAGCUGCAGGAUGCUGAAAUUGUAAGGCUGAUGAGCGACCUGGACCGGAACCAGGACCAGGAGGUGAACUUCCAGGAAUAUGUCACCUUCUUGGGGGCAUUGGCUAUGAUCUACAAUGAGGUCCUCACAGGCUGAAAAUAAACUGUAAAGGUGAACACACACUCUAGGGGGUCUGUGCCCGUCAAAUUCAGUGGCGGAUAAUUGUACAAUAAAUAUAUAUUUCUUUUGGUCAA
Molecule: messenger RNA, 386 nt
Organism: Chrysochloris asiatica (Cape golden mole)
Lineage: Eukaryota; Metazoa; Chordata; Mammalia; Afrosoricida; Chrysochloridae
Gene: S100A6
Product: S100 calcium binding protein A6
Exons: 2
Coding region: 16-288 (90 amino acids)
Cellular component (GO): perinuclear region of cytoplasm; nucleus; cytoplasm
Molecular function (GO): calcium ion binding; S100 protein binding
Source: RefSeq, a predicted model, not a curated record